CUAACGUUAGCUUGCUGCUGUUGCUUUGCUCUUCCUAGUUUUUAGCUAUUAUCAUCAACUUUAACUGUUUCCACCCGGACUACUCUUUUUCUAGGUGGUCGAGCAUCUCUAGGUGGCUUUAGUAGAUAGUGGAGUUAAGCGAAUGCAUCUCCUACAGUGGAGUUAAAAAUAGCUAACGUUACCGGGGGUCAGUGUGUGUUUGUGCCUGGGGGCUUCAGGCUUUGACGGUUCGCGCUAAAAUUCAAUAACGUUAGUAACUCUGUUUGUGUGUACUCCAACCAAGGUCGGCUGACACCAGCCUUCUGUAGCUGUCAAUUGUGUAUCAAACAGAAGCCCCAGUUUGUGCCUCCCAUGUAUCAGCACACAUCGAGGACACAGAGGUGCUUUUGCCACAGAAGCAGGAAGGAAAAAAACACAUAAAAAUGCCAUCGCCACAAGUCCUCCAGCCAGUUCUUAAAAUGAAGGUGGACGAGCUCUUUCUAAACUGGUUAAGUGACCCUGCAACCCAGUCACUACUGAAAGAUUAUCUUGACCUAAUCAAAAGUGGACAACACAUUGAUUUGAGCAGUGGGGACGCCAAGGAGAAAAGGUCUUUGACCUUCAAUGAGAAUAACAACGUGGCAUCCCAAAGGAACAUGGCAGAGAAGAAACCUGCUCCCUUCAGUACUCCCUCCAGCCCCCCUUCCACCAGUACCCUUCCCUCUGGUAGUAACAGUGGUACCAGAGUGACAGGACCCAAUGGCAGAAUACUACGGAGAUCUGUCAGCACUAAAAAGGCGCAGGUGAGGACCGAGGAGCCCGUCACCACAGCGCUAAGUGAAAGCAUUCCAAAGUUCUACUUCCCACAGGGCCGGCCCCAAGCCAACCUCAACAUCGACAGCCUCAUUUCCAAAAUUGAGAAAAUAUUUUCCCAAUUCCCAAAUGAAAGGGCCACCAUUGAGGACAUGGGGCAGGUUGCCAAGGCCUGUGAGUGCCCUCUUUACUGGAAAGUGCCAUUGUUCUGCUUGGCUGGAGGCGACAGGACGGGCUUCGUGUCUGUUCACAAAUUCGUGGCUAUGUGGAGAAAAACUCUGCAGACCUGUCACGAUGACGCUUCUAAAUUUGUGCACCUCUUGGCCAAGCCUGGCUGUAAUUACCUGGAACAAGACGACUUUAUUCCAUUCCUGCAGGAUGUGGUGAACUCUCAUGCAGGCCUGGCCUUUUUAAAGGAGGCACCGGACUUUCACUCAAGAUACAUCACCACGGUGAUUCAGAGGAUAUUUUACAAUGUGAACCGGUCAUGGACUGGAAAGAUAACAUGUUCUGAACUCAGGAAAAGUAAUUUUCAUCAGAACGUGGCGUUGCUGGAGCAGGAAGAAGACGUGAACCAGCUGACAGAGUUCUUCUCUUAUGAACAUUUCUAUGUGAUCUACUGCAAGUUCUGGGAGCUCGACACUGACCAUGACCUCUACAUAGACCAGAAAGACCUGGUGCGACACAAUGACCAAGCCGUCUCCCAGAAGAUGAUUGAGAGAAUAUUCUCAGGAACAGUAACAAGGGACAGGCGGGUGUAUAAAGAGGGGCGGCUGAGUUACGCUGAUUUUGUUUGGUUCCUCAUCUCUGAGGAAGACAAGAAGACUGACACAAGUUUAGAGUACUGGUUCCGCUGUAUGGACUUGGAUGGGGACGGCGUGCUCAGCAUGUACGAGCUGGAGUACUUCUACGAGGAGCAGUGUCAGAAGCUGGAGACCAUGGCUAUCGAGCCCCUUCCCUUUGAGGACUGCCUCUGCCAAAUGCUCGACCUCGUCAAGCCUGAGGUCGAAGGUAAGAUCACUCUGCGUGACCUUAAGAGGUGCAAGUUGUCCCACAUCUUCUUUGACACUUUCUUCAACAUCGAGAAGUACCUGGACCAUGAGCAGAGGGACCCGUUCUCUGUUAUAAGGGAACUGGAGCAGGAUGGACAGGAGGUGUCAGACUGGGAGAAAUAUGCUGCUGAGGAGUACGACAUCUUAGUGGCUGAAGAGGCUGCCAACGAUCACUGCAAUGAUGUGUAUGAUAAUCCUUUGAGCCCUCUAGGGCAGCACAUCUCCAGUGAGCUGGGUCUGACAAAGAGACACUUCUUUGAGAUCCCCAGUCCACACUGCAACCUGGACCUGGACGAAUAUGAAUACGAAGAUGACUAUGAAUGAUGCUCGAUAUCGAAGCGUUUCCUUUUUUCUUUUCUUUUUUUUUUCAUCACAAGCCUGCUGAGCACCGUGCGCUUUCAGAAACAGAGCUCAGAAUUGCACCAAACCGGAGAUUCGCAGGUUCAGGCCCAAGUCCUAACCGGCGGAACAGGACACACAACUUCACCAAACAGAGAGCGAACACAAAACCAGAAGACAAUGGAGGGAUCAGAUGUGCUGACACACUACCAAACAUGAAUAACAGGGAAUGUCAUUAAGACGUAUUCGGAGCAGGUCAUUCUUCUUCGCACUUUAAUAUUCUCACCUGUCACGCUUCAGAAGUCACCACAGCGGACUUCAUGCGUCACAAGCAGCACAUUCAGAUUUUUGCUCCAUCCCCACAUGUUAACACAGGAAAAGGUGUGUUUUGCAUGCAAUUAUGUUUGGAGCGAGUGUUGUUUUGUGUAAACAUCAGUGUUAAGUAAUAAUCACAUUCACUCGAGCUGAAUCACAGCAGCUCCCUGAAACCAUGUUUGUCCGGUUUGCAACUAAUUAUCAUUUGAAGUCAUUGGCUAAUUUUACAUUCCAGUGAUCAUAACUGAAGCUACUUUAUAAGAACGUAAAUCCAGUCAUAUGGUUCGUUUUAAUGAGAAGUUACUGUAAAUGCCAAGCAAACCACUGUUGAACCUGCUGUACACACAGACACACACACACACAGUUGCUGUACAGGUGCGUAUUCAUUAUGACAUGGACUUACUGUAUGUGUGAGAUGGGGUUAUAAAUUAUUAGAUAUGAAUUUAUAAAUAACUGUAAAUAUUUGUGCUUGCUGUGUUGUAAAUGAUUUGGGCAAGUGUUUUAGACAGAUUCUUUUUUCUAUGUUAUAAAGUGCUUAAUUUGAAUGUACUUUGACAGAACAAAAGGAACCAAUUUUAAAAUGUUUUGCUUCUCUUGAAAUGAAUAAUAAAGCCUUAGUUA
Scomber japonicus (chub mackerel) is the source of this 3119-nucleotide messenger RNA. It is a transcript of the gene ppp2r3b, whose product is annotated as protein phosphatase 2, regulatory subunit B'', beta. The coding region runs from base 423 to 2168 and encodes 581 amino acids. The transcript has 14 exons. The record is from RefSeq and is a predicted model, not a curated record. Gene Ontology annotation, cellular component: protein phosphatase type 2A complex. Lineage: Eukaryota; Metazoa; Chordata; Actinopteri; Scombriformes; Scombridae. Gene Ontology annotation, biological process: protein dephosphorylation. Gene Ontology annotation, molecular function: calcium ion binding; protein phosphatase regulator activity.